Messenger RNA from Astyanax mexicanus (Mexican tetra), 2538 nucleotides. It is a transcript of the gene morn5, whose product is annotated as MORN repeat containing 5. NCBI's taxonomy places the organism in Eukaryota, Metazoa, Chordata, Actinopteri, Characiformes, Acestrorhamphidae. The record is from RefSeq and is a predicted model, not a curated record.
CUAUGGUAACGCAGUGUUGUGCUGUGGCUGUGAUGGAGCUGACGGGCAGUAGUUACUCCGGCUCUUACAGAGAGGGGAGGAUGGAGGGAGAUGGAGUUUAUACUUUCCCCACACAGAGUAGAUAUGAAGGAGAAAUGAAAGAUGGCAUGUUUCACGGAAAAGGAGUUAUGUACUUUCCCAAUGGAGCCAAAUAUGAAGGAACAUGGGAAAAGGGAAUAUGCAAACAGGGCCAGUAUACCUUCUCUGAUGGUCUGCAGUACCAGGAGAAAGACUGGAAUUACUGUGAUGGCUAUGAUCGACGCUUCUACAAUGAGAGAUGCCAUGGACUUAAACCUGCAGGAGAAUCUCAGCUGACUAACGAUGACCCUCCGCUCAUUAUUCCUGAUGGCUGCUAUGACUGUGGAGACGGAUUCUACAAUCCUGACAGCAGAGUCGUCACUGACUACGAGGGCAAUUUCCUUAGGAAUGCUGAUGAUGAGGAGUGUGAGUGGAUAGUGCAGACCUGUCGGAAGAGCUGGGAUGAGUUUGUGGGCUGCUCCCUCAAAAAGAUCAGCUCAGAGGACGGAGGAACCUCACCCACAGGCCUGACCAAUCUCAUUCAUAACUGACUGCACAUAUCGGCUAUCGGCUAUGUAAAGCACAAAAUCUAUGUACAAGAAAGAUUACUUUAAGUCCAGUUCUACAAUACACCCAAAGACAGUGGUACUAAAUGUAAAAUAAUAAAACCACUUUCUUAGUUUAAAGUACAUAAAUUCACUCAUUGAGGCAUUUAUUUUGGCUUUGCAACCAGCCAGUAAACUCAUAUCAGAAUAAAAUGUGACAAAAUUAUUAGCUUAUGUCUGCUACAAACUGAUCUGUUUUCACUGAUGCACAGACUGAGAAAGUUUACAUGCACUCUGAUUACUGAGCUCAAACCCAGCUCUCUUUAUCAGAUUACUCAAUCAGAUAUUUAGACCUUACUCAUUAAUUAGAUUUAGAUCGAUUAGAUUUAGAUUUAACUUUAUCAAUGCCACAUCAGGGAAAUGUACUUGUUACAGCAGCGCAUUUUUUUUACCAUAUUGAAAAAGUAAUGUAAACAGUAACCCAAUGAACAAUACACAUUAGUAUAAAAAAAUACACAGAUAAACAAGUAGAAGAAAAAGACACAAGAGCAUAAAAACAAGAAAAACUAUAAGUUAUAAGCAUAUUGGAUACACACCUAUAUAUAUAUACGUAUAUAUAUAUAUAUACGUAUAUAUAUAAACAUACAUAUACACAUACAUACAAAAUAACAUAUAUACAAAAUAAGAAACCACUUAAAAAUAAUGAAUUUUUGCACCAGGAGUAAAGCAUCAUAAAGUUAUCCAAAAGCAGUGUGUAAGACUGGUGGAGGAGAACAUGAUGCCAAGAUGCAUGAAAAAAACUGUGAUUAAAAACCAUUCCACCAAAUAUUGAUUUCUGAACUCUUAAAACUUCAUGAAUAUGAACUGUUUUUUUUCUUUGCAUUAUUUUAGGUCUGAAAGCUCUGCAUCUUUUUUUUUUUUUUUUGCUAUUUCAGGCAUUUUUCAUUUUCUGUGAAUAAAUGCUCUAAAUAACAAUUUUUUAUUUGGAAUUUGGGAUAUAUGUUGUCUGUAGUUUAUAGAAUAAAACAACAAUGUUUAUUUUACUCAAAAAUAAACCUAUAAAUAGCAAAAUCAGGGAAACUGGUUUAGAAACUGAAAAGGUCUGUUAAGCUAUAUAUAUUCACGUAUACAUACACACACAUAAUCUAAUCAGAAAUCAGAGUAUGGUGUUUACAUAAAUACUGAAAUUGAAUAAUCUAAUAACUGUAGUAAUAUUUGUAUAACGUACUGGAUGACUUUAAAUACAGGUCAGCCAAACAGAUUUUAGAACCAAUGCCAUUCAUUUAAUAUUAGAUGAUUUUCCAGUGGUUCUUUACUGUAGACAGUCUAUUUAUAUAGACAAAUCCAGCCCUGUUGUGUGUGUAUGUGGAUGUGUGUGUGUGUAUAGUCUGUGUGUCAGCGUGUCCUCUGUAACUGGACCCUGGACGGAGAUCAGUCCGGUGAUGCAGACUGACACACACUUCCUGUGUGUGAUGGUGCUGGAAUCAGUGAUUGAGUCAUUACUGCACACACUGACCCGUGAAGAGCCUGGCAGCUCCGCCAUCGGCCUGUGAUUGCUUCCUGCUAUAUACGCUGUACACACACACACACACACACACACACACACAUAACACACACACACAUUAAACACACACACAUUACACACACACACACCAACCCAUAAAACCUAAAUAUACUGAAAACCCAAAUAAAGCAGGAAGAUAUACUGCCUAACACCAGCGCUUUCUCCUAUCAGAGCUUGAGUUAUACACUCACAUAUUAAUGUAUAAGAUAAUAAACACAUAUAUAGAGUCUGUAUCUGAGCUCUCGCCACACAGAUCAGACUGGUUUCCAUUUAAUUCAGGUUAAAUUAGUGUGUAAAUGUCUGAUGAGCUGUGGGCUUCAGUUCCUAUAUAAAGGAAAUUUGUCUUUCUUUGGGUCCUCUUCUUAAAAAAUA